CGCAAUCAGCUGUUGCGUGGGUGAAAAGGGGCAUUUUCUUAAGAUUUCCCAAGCAAAAUGCAGGAUUUGAGGAAAGCGGACUCGCUACGACUGCCCAAUGGCGAUGGAGCAUCCGGGGAUGAGGUCAAAUCCCCGUUUCUAAUCGGAGUUGCCGGCGGAACGGCCAGCGGCAAAUCGACGGUGUGCAAGAAGAUUAUGGAGGCAUUGGGACAGGCGGAAAUGGAUCACACUCAGCGCCAGGUGGUGUCUAUUAGCCAGGACAGCUUCUAUCGGGAACUAACGCCUGCCGAGAAGGCCAAGGCGCAAAAGGGACUCUUCAACUUUGACCAUCCCGACGCUUUUAACGAGGAGCUCAUGUAUAGCACGCUUCAGAACAUCCUGCAGGGACACAAGGUUGAGAUUCCCAGCUACGACUAUCGUACAAACUCUCUGGACUUUGAAAACGUUCUGGUCAUCUACCCAGCUGAUGUGGUUCUCUUUGAGGGUAUAUUGGUGUUUUACUUUCCCAAAAUACGCGACCUUUUCCACAUGAAGCUGUUCGUGGACACGGACUCCGAUACCAGAUUGGCCAGACGAGUGCCACGUGACAUCAACGAGCGUGGAAGGGAUUUGGACGCAGUGCUCACCCAGUAUAUGACCUUUGUGAAGCCCGCCUUCGAGGAGUUCUGCUCGCCCACAAAAAAGUUUGCUGACGUUAUCAUACCGCGAGGCGCCGACAACACAGUUGCCAUUGAUCUUAUUGUACACCAUAUCGGGGAGAUUCUCGCCACCACCAACAGCGCACAGCACAGCAACACAGUCAGGGUGGCGGCGUCCAGCAUGAAGCGAGAUCACUAAACGCAAAUGCAAACUCGCUUCAGGGGCGGCCACCUCCUCGUCCUAACGCCGCGUCUUGAGCUUGUACUAAUUGCCAAAAACAAAAGUCCAAAAGCUAAAGAAUGAUAAUGAAAACCCAGGCGCCGCAGCACACUAAGGCAAAUGUCCAUUAAUGAGCGCCGGCAUCGCUUCUCAUUCGGUCUUCUCAUCGUAACCGAUUAACGUAGUCCUAAGAUUGAAAAGUAUCUUUAGUAUCUACUUGCAUAUGUUCAACAAUACAUGGUAGUGUGUAUGUAAGCUCGUUUCUGUUCAUCAAGAUAACCCAACCUGAGAUUGCGCUCCCAGUCUAACUCUGGUCCUAAGUUAUAACAAAGUGUUAUAGUUAAUAGUUGUUCCUGGGUCUAACCUGGUGCCUAGCCCCAAACUGGCUUGUUUCCGAGGACUUAAGCACUCUUUUCACCAAACCACACAUGUUACACAUCUAACUAUUGUAUCUAUGUUUCGAUGCCCGAUACUUUGUUAACUAUUUAAACUAAAUUUGGUUUGUGGAUGCCUUCUUAUUAGGCCUAUCUUUAUUAACUUGUAUAAUACGACUUUUCCUCAACCAUUCGAAUAAUUUAAUUUUCCAUUUAUUCUGCAUAGUUUUAAAUAUUUAUUAUAUUAUAACAAAACUAAUUACAUAUUACAAAUUCUUUAACCUCUAAUAUACAAAAUGUUUUUUCAACGUACAAUAACAAUUUUUUAUAUAAUAUAUUCGUUAAAAAAAAUUAAACAUUCACUAGGAAUUUUUUUAACGUAACAGUAGUUUUCAAACUAUAAUUAAAGCAAUCGUUCCAAAAGCAAUAUAUACUUCUACCAAAAAAAGUAGUUAAUAUAACUUUAGUCAUCUCGAUGAAUUCAAGUUUAUUGUAUUGUGAAAAUAUUAAAUUCCAUUAUCCGAGUACCGGGCAUCUCAAAGGUCGGCCACUGCGACUUUAUCGUUCUCAAAUCGUGUCUACUAUAAACACUAUAAUGCAGUCUCAAAUAUACAAAUACAAGACAGACAACUGCCAGCAAGGCUCGAAGAUAAAAA
This is a messenger RNA of Drosophila ficusphila, 1888 nucleotides long. RefSeq names its product uridine-cytidine kinase (gene Uck). The record is from RefSeq and is a predicted model, not a curated record. Gene Ontology annotation, molecular function: kinase activity; ATP binding. The transcript has 5 exons. Gene Ontology annotation, cellular component: cytoplasm; cytosol. The coding region runs from base 58 to 837 and encodes 259 amino acids. NCBI's taxonomy places the organism in Eukaryota, Metazoa, Arthropoda, Insecta, Diptera, Drosophilidae.